ACAUAUAGGCUAUGUGUGAUACAAGACUGUGGACUGCAGCAAUGAGUGCAAACUUUUCCAAAGCCUUAGGGAGUAGCAUGAGCAAUGGCUUGAAUGGCCAUUAUCAGUGUGCUGAGACUGAGCUGAACUCUACGGAGGGUGAGCUUUUCCUCUCCGAGGCUUUCAAAGUCAUCUUGGAAGAGGCGGUUCAUAAAGCUACAGAUGUGAAGGAAAAGGUGUGUGAGUGGAAGGAUCCUGACCAGCUGAGGGAUGUGCUAGACCUGGAGCUGAGAGACCAUGGAGAAACCCACCAGCAGCUGCUGCAGAGAGUCCGCGACGUGGCCAAACACAGCGUUAAAACGAAUCACCCACGCUUCUUUAAUCAGUUGUUUGCAGGAGUGGACUACCACGCCCUGACUGGACGGCUCCUCACAGAGACACUCAACACCAGCCAGUACACCUAUGAGGUGGCCCCAGCGUUUGUUCUAAUGGAGGAUGUGGUGCUGCGUAAACUGCGCUCGCUCGUGGGCUGGGCAGAGGGCGAUGGUAUCUUCUGCCCCGGGGGGUCCAUGUCAAACAUGUACGCCAUGAAUGUGGCCCGAUACUGGGCAUUCCCGCAGGCGAAAACCCAGGGGCUGUGGUCCGUUCCUCGCCUGGCUGUGUUCACAUCCCAGGAGAGUCACUACUCGAUGAAAAAGUCUGCUGCGUUUCUUGGUAUCGGGACGGAGAACGUUUACCAUGUGAAAGUUGAUGAAAGCGGCAGAAUGAUCCCAGAGGACCUCGAAGCUAAAAUUGUUCAUGCCAAAUCACAAGGCGCGGUCCCAUUCUUCGUCAACGCCACGGCCGGCUCCACCGUGCAAGGGGCCUUUGACCCCCUCGACCGCAUAGCUGACAUCAGCGAGAGCAACGGCAUGUGGAUGCACGUCGAUGCUGCAUGGGGGGGCAGUGUGCUGUUUUCCAAGAAACACAAGCAUCUGGUUGCAGGCAUUGAAAGGGCGAACUCUAUGACAUGGAAUCCACAUAAAAUGCUUAUGGCGGGACUUCAGUGCUCUGUGAUUCUGAUGAGAGACACAACGGACCUGCUGAUGCGCUGCCACUGUGCCAAUGCUACAUACUUAUUCCAGCAAGACAAGUUCUACGAUAUAAGUCUGGACACUGGGGACAAGUCUAUCCAGUGCGGGCGCAAAGUUGAUUGCCUGAAGCUGUGGCUCAUGUGGAAGGCAGUGGGCUCUCAAGGCUUAGCCAACCGUGUUGACAUGGCUUUUGCCAACACAAGGUAUUUUGUUGAGAAAUUGAAGAAAAGAGAGGGGUUUCAGCUUGUUUCAGAGCCACAGUUUGUGAAUGUAUGCUUCUGGUAUAUACCACCCAGUCUGAGAGGAAAAGAGAACAGCGCAGACUACAAGGACAAAUUAGCCAAGGUGGCGCCAAUCAUCAAAGAACGCAUGGUGAAACAGGGCUCAAUGAUGGUGGGUUAUCAGCCUUUGGAUGGGAGAGUCAACUUUUUCCGCAUGGUCAUCCUUUCUCCCCAGCUGACUCAGAGUGACUUGGAUUUCUGUCUUGAUGAGAUAGAGAGGCUGGGAAGAGAUCUGUAACUUAAACGACUGUCGGUUAUUAUUUUCCCUUUUAUAACAUUGUUCUUUCAACACGCUGUGUAAUUGUCACCCUCUAUAUUAGUUUAAUUUGUCUGACCAACCUGUAACUUUAGAACUCAAGGUCAAUGUAAACUUUAGAUUCACCCAAGGGCUAUUGCACAGCCAGCAGUCAGACAUCAACAAUAAUCAACACACUCCAGAUAAACCGAUCUACACAGAAAAAAAUGUUUAUUAUUCAAAAGUCACUAUGUAAAUUUGUUUUUAAAGGUAGGUUACUGAUUGGUUGGAAUAAAAGAUUAGACCAUCA
Messenger RNA from Electrophorus electricus (electric eel), 1878 nucleotides. RefSeq names its product cysteine sulfinic acid decarboxylase (gene csad). Gene Ontology annotation, cellular component: cytoplasm. Gene Ontology annotation, biological process: carboxylic acid metabolic process; taurine biosynthetic process. Gene Ontology annotation, molecular function: pyridoxal phosphate binding; sulfinoalanine decarboxylase activity. NCBI's taxonomy places the organism in Eukaryota, Metazoa, Chordata, Actinopteri, Gymnotiformes, Gymnotidae. The record is from RefSeq and is a predicted model, not a curated record.